Amphiprion ocellaris (clown anemonefish) is the source of this 2076-nucleotide messenger RNA. Its product is annotated as phosphoribosylformylglycinamidine cyclo-ligase-like. Gene Ontology annotation, cellular component: cytosol. NCBI's taxonomy places the organism in Eukaryota, Metazoa, Chordata, Actinopteri, Pomacentridae. The record is from RefSeq and is a predicted model, not a curated record. The coding region runs from base 1498 to 1953 and encodes 151 amino acids. The transcript has 3 exons. Gene Ontology annotation, biological process: 'de novo' IMP biosynthetic process; adenine biosynthetic process. Gene Ontology annotation, molecular function: phosphoribosylamine-glycine ligase activity; phosphoribosylformylglycinamidine cyclo-ligase activity.
AAAACUUGAAAAUAUAUGAUAUUCUGUAUUUUAAUUUAUAUCUGUUCUUAUUAUUACAGUCAGUGACCGAAUAAAACGUGAACAAUAUAAAGUUAUGAACUUUAACUUCUUUCUGAUUUUCCUCUGAACAAUCAAAAAUAAAGUGUGAUUCCAAAGUGUGACGGUUAGAUCAACAUAAACUACUAAUAUCCUGUUUAACUGCUAUAGAACCAUCAGAGCAGCAGAUUCUAAAGUCUGGUCCAGAUAAGGAGCUCUACAGUGAGGCUGACCGUCCAUCAUAGCUGUCUAACCUGGACGCUCACAUCUCUGGAACCGUUGGAGCUCAUUUUUAAUCAGGCUUCAUCUGGAUGAACUCACCACAGAUUUGAUGUUUUUAGAACGACUUUCUCACCUGAAAUCAUCUGAAUACUACAUUUUGUGUCACAAUCACAGUAGUAUUCCCAAAAUACUUGUGUUUCCUCUGAAAGUUUCCUCCUGGGUCUUUGCUGCUGGUCUAAAUGCAUUGUGGGUUAUUUGGCUCCAAGUCCACACUAGUCUGGUCUGAUGAUCCUCCAUAAUGUGGGCGGAGCCAGAACACAUCCAGGUAUUUCAUCUGUUCUUGAUCAGAUGCUACUUUGAACUGGAUCAGUACUUGGUCUCUGUCUGAUGACGUUUUAGAAGAACACCAGAACUCAAGUACAGACCAGUACGGUCUAGUCCUGAUUGAUGAGCCAAAACACCAGCAGAGCAUUCUGGGAUUUGUAGUAAUAACAGUACAUGUGCUCUAUAAUACCAGCUCUAGUAGUCAUCUGGUUUUGCAUCACGGUCCAAAUAUAAUUACAUUGCAGGCCAGAGUUUGACACCUAUGAUUUAGAGCAUUUUCUUCAUGGUAUAAACCUGACAUUGUGUUGCAGGAGACGCUGCUAUAGGAGAGGCUGUCAUUGGCUUUUUUCUCUCUACAUGCAUGGAAAAGCUGCAGUCAGGGUUUGUGUCUUGUGUCUGUGGCUUCCUCACAAAUGUUGACUUUAUUUUAGGUGACAGGAAAGAUUUUUGAACACCAUGUUUCUAUGAUGUGUUGAUGCAUCACUGUGCUAACAAUGCAGUCUGACAACUAUUCCCUCACAUUCACACCUAGAGGCAGUGAAGACUCACUAAUAUUAACCUGCAUGUUAUUGUGUUGUGGGAGGAAGCCUGUUGUUUAUUGUUUGUGUGUUUUUUAUGUCUUCAGCAGCACACUCCAGCAUUCCAAGGCUUUUUGAAGGAGAUCCUGAGCAUUUAGUCCCCUCAGCCUCUCACUUUGUUGUGGAAAGUGAUGUGUUCCUCAUGCAGGGAGAAUGUUAGGCCACUCCUUUCUUCACGUGUCUUCAGGACUCAGCAGCACACUAUGUUUGACCAACGGACAACAGGCAGGUCAGCGUUGCAAUUGUGGGACUGUACCAGUUGGUGGCGGUAAUGCACCAAGAGGUUGUUUGCUAACCGCUAUUAAAACUCAAAAGAAGUCUAAUCGCCGUAGAGUUCAUGGCUGCCGGUCAAAGUGAAACGCUAGUUGUAUGUGAUGAACUCAGGACGUUUCAGCAGUCGUGGGAGGAAGAAUUUGCGUUUGUGGAGAUGGUCCAGGCCUGCAGGAAGCUUGACGGUCUUGGUCAGGACCUGGUGGCCAUGUGUGUGAACGAUGUUCUCGCUCAGGCUGUCGAGCCGCUCUUCUUCCUCCGUGACUUUACCUGCAUCAGGCUGGACAUCGAUGUAGCCGCCUCAGUGGUCAGCGGCAUCGCAAAGGCCUGUGAGAAGGCUGGAUGUGCUCUGCUGGCUCUGCUUUCAGGGGAGGUUUUUCUGACUCCAACAAAGAUCAACAGUCGCCUGCUCCUGCUCAGGAUCCUGUGGAUCUGUCAAAGCCUUCGCUCACAUCACUGGUGGGGUGAUUCUGGAGAACAUCCCCCGGGUGAUGCCCCAGGAGCUGCCAGUGGAUUUAGGUGAGAUGAAAACACUUAAACAUAAAGAAAUCUGGAAAGGUGGCUUGGCAUUUGAAAAGUCUGUUCUUUAUUUAUAGCAGGACUCUUGCCUGUGUGGUGUAAAUCUAAAGCCAUCCUUCUUGUUGUA